AGAGGAAUAAUAAAUAGUAUAUACACUGGGAAUCUCUGAUAUAUAUGAUGUACCAAAGCCAGAGUUCAUGUCUUGGUCGAUUCAUUGAAAUAUACUAUCAACCUUACCAAUAGAUGGUAACACUGAUAGAACCGUGAUAUCAUUUUUAUCUGUCGUACAAAUUUUCUAUCGUGUAUAUAGUUGUUGGAGUUUUGUAAUUUCGUUAUGAUUAUUAAACAGAGAUUGAAAUAUGUGGGCGUUCCUGAAAUGAUAACUUCUCGAUUAUGCACGUAGAUUAUUGUGCGAACGUGAGCCAAUAGUGAAGAUAAUUUUCCAGAGAGUUCAGAGAGGUGUUAGUGUUUAGAGUAGUGCUCGUAAAAUACACAGCAGCAUUAGCUAUCUGUGCUGCUCGGUUUUCAAUGACGCUUUUUUUUCUUCCAAAUGUCAUUCAGUUUUCGUGAUUUACUUAACGAUCGUCUCCACAAAUAUAUCAGUAUAAUUUCAUGGAAUAAAUACAGAAUCGGCAAGUUAAAAGAUUCUUCGAGAAUAAUACAGUUCUCAAAUAGUGAAUCGGGUGUGUGAAAUUUUUCCAAUUAUAUCUCGACACCUGGAUAGUCGUAUUUCAUCUUUUUGAAUGAUCGGAACCCCUAUAAUUAUUAUUAAAAACCGCUGACAAAGAUGAAGACUUCGAAAUGCUGUAACGCCUGAACACGUCAUAAUUGAACGAUAUCCGGAGGCGGAGGUUCGGAGAACCCAGGGUGGGGCCUGGUGGGAAAUCUUCCGGGGGGGUUUGAAAAAAACAAUACACCCUCAUUGGAAUUGAACAUGUUGAGUUAAGCAGAAAAAUAAGAAAAAAAAAAACAUUUUCAUAAUUACAACAGAUAAAAAAAAUACUGCAAAAAUGGCCAGACCAAUAGUUCCGAGCCAACAAAAAUUAGCAGAAAAGCUAACAAUUCUCAAUGAUCGUGGUAUUGGCAUGUUGACACGCAUAUACAACAUAAAAAAAGCAUGCGGAGAUGCCAAGUCAAAACCUGGCUUUUUGUCCGACAAAACACUUGAGUCGUCCAUUAAAUCGAUAGUAAGAAAAUUUCCCAACAUCGACGUCAAAGGAUUACAGACUAUUACCAAUCUCCGCAAUGAAAUCAUCAAGUCUCUGUCCCUCUAUUACUACACUUUCGUUGAUCUUCUAGACUUCAAAGAUAACGUGUGUGAAUUGUUGACGACGAUGGAUGCCUGCGGAGUACACAUGGAUAUAACAAUUAAUUUUGAUCUUACCAAGGGUUAUUUGGACCUUGUGGUAACAUACGUUAGUCUCAUGAUACUGCUUUCUAAGGUAGAAGAUCGCAAAGCAGUUUUGGGCCUAUUCAACGCCGCUCACGAAAUGGUACAUAGUCAGUCGGAUUCAAGUUUUCCUCGUUUGGGACAGAUGAUCAUGGAUUAUGAUGCUCCAUUGAAAAAACUUUCGGAAGAAUUUGUACCACACUCCAAACUUUUGAGAAACGCUUUGGCAUCCCUGUGGCCAGUCUAUCCUGGGAGAAAUUUGUCUGCGGACACUUGGAGAGCGGAUCAAAAGCUAAGUUUGAUCGGUAGUCCGGGACAGAUUCUCAAGGCAGCCGCCACUGAGACAAUGUCCUGUGAAACUUUGAGCCUCGACAGAAUCGAGCGCUGGAUCAUCCUUGGUUUCACCUUGUGCCACUCAUUCCUGAGCCAAGAACAACCGAACAAACUUUGGACCACAGCUCUCGAGUCAGGAUGGGUAUUGGCGCUCUUUCGUGACGAAGUUAUUUACAUUCAUCAAUACAUUCAGACUUUCUUCGAAGGAAUAAAGGGUUAUGGAAAACGUGUUUCCGAGGUGAAGGAUUGCUAUAAUCAGGCUGUACAAAAAGCAGCUUUCAGGCAUAGAGAGAGAAGAAAAUUUUUGCGCAACGCUCUGAAAGAAUUGGGCCUUAUAAUGACCGAUCAACCUGGUCUUCUGGGUCCCAAGGCAUUGCUUGUACUAAUGGGACUUUCUCACGCACGUGAUGAGGUUCUCUGGCUUUUGAGACACGGUGAUAACCCACCGUCGCAGGGUAAAGCCAAAGGCAAAGCUAGCGAGGAUUUGGUCGAUCGUCAAUUACCCGAAUUGCUAUUUCACUGCGAAGAAUUGCGCGCUCUAGUUCGCAAAUAUUCGCAAGUACUGCAGCGCUACUAUGUGCAAUUUUUGUCGGGCUUUGAUGCACCUUCGCUUCAUCAAAUGAUACAAAACUUACCGGUUUGUCCGGAAGAGGAAGGCGCGAUUCUGAGCGAUUUGUGUUCGGCAAUCGCCAACGUAAACGUAAAGCAGGUCGAGGAGAACGAGAUGUUUGAUUUUCGAGCGUUUCGUCUCGAUUGGUUCCGCUUACAGGCUUACAUGUCGAUAGCUAAAUCAAACAUGAAUCUCGUUGAUAAUCGCGAACUUGCCGCUUUCAUGGACACCGUUAUAUUUCACACAAAAAUGGUUGAUAACCUCGAUGAGAUGCUCGUAGAAACUUCCGACUUGUCGAUAUUUUGCUUUUAUAGUAAAAUAUUUGAGGAUCAGUUUCACAUGUGUCUCGAAUUCCCAGCGCAAAACCGUUACAUCGUUGCUUUUCCGCUUUUGUGCAGUCACUUCCAAAGUUGUACACACGAGCUUUGCCCGGAAGAACGUCACCAUAUAAGGGAGAGAAGUUUGUCAGUAGUAAAUAUGUUUCUCGAUGAAAUGGCGAAGGAAGCAAAAAACAUAAUAACAGCAAUAUGCGAUCAACAGUGCAAUAUGAGCGAUAGUUUAUUACCGAAAUAUUGCGCUCAAUUGAUAUCUCAAGUUGUUAACCGCAAGAAGAAAGACAAAAACAAGAAAAAUACGAUUGAGAUACACAAACCUGGUAUCGAGAGUUAUCGUAAAACCCGUGAAGUUUUGACAACAAUGGACAAACUUCACAUGGCUCUUACCGAGUCGUGUUACGCUAUUAAUUAUUGUCCGACGAUCAACGUUUGGGAAUAUACGUUUGCACCGAGGGAAUAUUUACACCAGCAUCUUGAGACGAGAUUCGCGAGAGCUCUCGUUGGUAUGGUUAUGUUUUCUCCGGAGUCGAGCGAAAUAGCCAAGCCCUCGGAACUUUUUGUGAGUGUGCGUGCUUACAUGAAUGUAUUGCAAACCGUUGAGAAUUAUGUUCAUAUUGAUAUAACACGUGUAUUUAACAAUGCGUUGCUUCAACAAACGCAAUCACUGGACAGUCACGGUGACAAGACAAUAGCCGCUCUGUACACUCAAUGGUACUCGGAGGUACUCCUUAGACGCGUUAGCGCCGGUAAUAUUUGUUAUUCCGGCAAUCAACGAGCAUUCGUGAGCCUGUCAGCUGAGAGUUCGAUUCCCUUCAACGCGGAGGAAUUUUCGGACAUAAACGAGCUUCGAGCAUUGGCCGAAUUGAUCGGACCCUAUGGAAUGAAGAUGCUCAACGAAACUCUCAUGUGGCACAUCGCCAGUCAGGUACAAGAAUUGAAGAAACUCGUUGCUGGCAACAAAGACGUUCUUGUUGCACUUAGAACUAAUUUUGACAAACCGGAAGUGAUGAAGGAACAAUUCAAGCGGCUUCAGCAGGUCGAUAAUGUUUUGCAACGCGUUACGAUAAUCGGUGUGAUACUGAGCUUCCGACAGUUGUCCCAGUCAGCACUCGUCGAUGUCCUCGAAGAGAGAAUACCAUUUCUACUGAGUUCCAUACUCGACAUAAGACAUCAUCUCCCCUCGGGUGAUCCGAUGCGCGUAGUUUCCGAAAUGACAUCCGCCGCAGGUCUCACUUGCAAAGUCGAUCCUACAUUAACCGCUGCUUUGAGAACACAGAAAGCUGAAGUCGACGAGGACGAACAUUUGCUCGUUUGUCUUCUCAUGGUAUUCGUCGCAGUCUCGAUACCGAAAUUGGCACGCAAUGAAAACUCAUUCUACAGAGCUUCCCUCGAGGGUCACUCCAACAAUAUACACUGUAUGGCAACAGCUAUAAACAAUAUUUUCGGAGCUCUUUUCACGAUCUGUGGACAAAAUGACAUUGAGGAUAGAAUGAAGGAAUUUUUGGCUCUCGCCUCUUCGAGCCUUUUGCGCUUGGGACAAGAGGCUGACAAAGAAGCUACGAGGAAUCGUGAAUCCGUUUAUCUGCUGCUCGAUCAAAUUGUUCAGGAAUCGCCUUUCCUGACGAUGGAUCUUCUCGAGAGCUGCUUCCCAUACGCUCUUAUACGGAAUGCCUAUCACGAUGUUUACAAACUCGAGCAUUCCCAGUCAUGAGCGAGCUAAGACGAUUCGACGUCAAUGUCGCUGACGUUUGCAACGUUCGAGUUCAACGAAAUGAUCCAAAAAAACCCUGUAAUUCUCUAAUUUCGUUGGAGGCUUUUUUUCGUUCACUUCGUUGGACUCGAACGUUGCAAACUCCAGUGUCGUUCGACGUGAGCACUAUCUCCGUUUUUUAAGUAACCCUUUUGAAGGGUUUACCGUCCCCAAAGCAAAAACGCAAUGGACAUCCGAACAGAGAGAUGCGAGCAUCAGAUUCUGAUGAAUCAUUAGGCAUGUCAUUAAAUAAAUAUAAGCAUUGAUGCAUUUUAGUUUAAUAAACUUAUUGUGAACGUAGAAAUUCAUUAGAUUAUUUUUUUUUUAUUUUGCUUUCGUAUAUUUCACUUGAAUUUUCGGAAUCUGAAGGUUCAUUUUACGAAUCACUUCUUUUUUUUUCUUCGAUGAAAAAAAGGAUUGAACUAUUCGGAGAGCAUUUAUAUAAUUCUGGGAGAUCCUUAGAGGGAUCGAUGUGGCUCAAUAUGUAGAACGUUGACUAUUUCUACCAACGCGACGACUACUUAAGAAUCAUUAUCAAUAGUCAAUGUGUUGAUAUUUAUUUUUCUUGAUAAAUACUUGUAAUUAUUUUUUCUCGCCGAUUUAUUCCAAGUGAUUGUUCUAUUCGAACGGUGCGCAUUCAAUUCCAGACGAAUUUACCAAGCUAAAAAGCCAAUGUUUGAUCAAGCUCUCACGUUGAUAGCUCAUGAUCUUUUCUCAUGCAUUUCAUAGAGCUAAAUCCAUUAGUUUUCUUUUAGGCUAAUUAUAAUGUAUGAUUGAUUCAUUAUGACUUGAACGACGUAUCUUUCUUUUUCGUAACGCGUUUUAUCAAUGCCCAAAGACACUCGUUAUUAUAAACACGCAAUGUGAGGCAUGUUAGAGUAUUAUAUUUUAUUAUUUCGUUAUUCGAUAUGCAAUUUCAUUAUAAACUUCUAUUUCUCAUGCCCUGUCAUCUUCCCUCCCUCUAUUAAAAUUUUUCACGUUUCAACAAUGUCAACCCAUAAAAUCAUCUACUUUAUCAUGUAGUCUCGAAAUGUAUCGAUUUUUAGCUACGAUUUUUAUAUCAUGUAAAUUACAACUAUUUUACAAUAGUUUAUACAAUAAAUAAAGAUGUCCAUCCGACCGACUA
Venturia canescens is the source of this 5414-nucleotide messenger RNA. RefSeq names its product Nck associated protein 1 Hem (gene Hem). NCBI's taxonomy places the organism in Eukaryota, Metazoa, Arthropoda, Insecta, Hymenoptera, Ichneumonidae. Gene Ontology annotation, biological process: neuron projection morphogenesis; cell morphogenesis; cell migration. The record is from RefSeq and is a predicted model, not a curated record. The transcript is spliced from 2 exons. Gene Ontology annotation, cellular component: SCAR complex. The coding region runs from base 881 to 4249 and encodes 1122 amino acids.